GGCAAACAAGAUUCAAACUAGCUUUCACAUUAUGAAUCUCAGGCCUCAUAUAAUUUUGCUGUGUCUAUGGUCAGGUACAGUCAUUGCAAGCCCAACGCAAUCAGGUUACAAAUUAAGACUAGAGUCAGGAAAAGAAAACUAUGGAUUCGUUAAAAUGUCACAAAGCGGUUUAAUUCGCGAUGCUUAUUAUUCCGUCUGUCCGAGCCGAAAUCAGAAAUAUACAGAUUUACUAGGCAGAAUUAUUUGUCUGGAACUUGGAUAUUUGGAUGGAGAGAGUUUUGACAUGAAGGCUGAAAGUUCUAGUUUUCAAUUUUGGCACACCAAAUUUGAUGUCUUUACCGAUUACGAACAAAAAACAGUGAUGCCAAAUAUCACUGCUUAUGGUAACAGAAACUGGACAUUUGUAGAUGCAAUUGGAGAUUUUUCUUACUGCAAAUCGUCUGCUAUUGCUGUGUUUUGUCAUGGAGAAGUUAGUGUAAACAGAAUAGAUUCAGAUCUCAGUUUUAUUUUACAUAAGUUUAAACAGAAUAGAUACAGAUCUAAGUUUUAUUUUACAGUUAGUUUAAACAGAAUAGAUUCAGAUCUCAGUUUUAUUUUACAUAAGUUUAAACAGAAUAGAUACAGAUUGAAGUUUUAUUUAACAGUUAGAUUAUACAGAAUAGAUUCAGAUUUAAGUUUUAUUUUACAGUUAAUUUAUACAGAAUAG
Molecule: messenger RNA, 706 nt
Organism: Lottia gigantea (owl limpet)
Lineage: Eukaryota; Metazoa; Mollusca; Gastropoda; Lottiidae
Exons: 6
Coding region: 32-706 (224 amino acids)
Source: RefSeq, a predicted model, not a curated record